CACGACGCUUACGCGUAGAAACAACAAAGCGACGCAAGUUGUGUUCCGUUUAUCGUUAACGUUACCGUUACGUAGUUGGAGUUAGGAACAAGAUCGACCAAAACUAACACAAAACCAAAUCAAACUAAAACGAAUCGAAUCCGCAUCCGCGCGCAACCAACCUAAUUUUCUUUUUCCGCUUUAAAGCUCGAAAUACUGUACUUACGGAGUUUGUUUAAUUCAGAAGUUUUUUGGAAUAGUGCAAACAGAAAUAUCUACAUACAUAUAGAAAUCGGAAAUGCAGUACUCGAGCAGUUCAGAAAAUUACUCAUCCUCAUUGAGAGAUUCUCCCUCAAAAUGGGGAGGACGUAACGAUAAGAAUGCUUAUGCCUAUAAGAAAUCAUCCUAUCAAUACUCAAGCUCCGGCGAUAAUAACUUAUCGUAUCAGAGCAAAACUCCAACAGAUCAGAAUGUUGAUCAAUUGGAUGCUCUGCUAGAGGAUUUAAAGCAUGAACGUCAAUUGAGUACCAGAGAUCGUGAAUUGUUGCCAACCAAUGGAGGAACAUCCUAUAGAACUUUGGAACGUACUGAUCCUUCAACUGGAACUGUAACAAAGACCACACGUGUCAUCAAGACCACCAAACAUUCUGGGGCUCCUCAGCAAUCGUAUUUGGAUGAUGUGGAAACCUUUAAUCCCAAGGACUAUAGCACUUUGCAGUCCUCGGCCAAGUAUUCGAGCUUACAUCGUGAUGAAUACCAGACUAAAGAGAAGCCAUCCUCCUAUACUUUGGCCUCUUCACCUAGCGGCGGUCACUAUGAGAGCAAGUCAAAGAUCUAUGAAAGUAAUCGGACCAUAAAUAAUAAUGUGGAAUUAUUGCCAACUCAGACUGUAAGCAGCAGCACCACCAACAUUGACAAGGAAUUGCAAGAUAUUGCCCUGAGUGAUGGCAUUUUGCCUGCUCCUGGCACUAAGGUGACCACAACAGUCCGUACAUACACGUAUGAGAUACCAGCUGGUCCUGGCAGCACAACCAGCACCAUCAAUCGCAAUGUCAAUACAAAUACAUUGAACAGCAGCAGCUAUAAACAUCAACAACAUGAGACUCACACCACGAAUACCAGUCAAAACUAUAGCCAAUUGUCACCAAGUCAUGUCCCACAGACGGUGGUCUACAAUACGGAGAGUUAUUCCACUCUGAACAAGCCCAACGAUCGUCCAUUGUUGACCAAUCAAUCGUAUGAGAUACGCGAACACAAGGAGACCACAACACGCGGAGUUAGUCCACAGCCGCGUCAAUUGCCAGUGGUUGGAUCACCAAGCAGUAAUCCACCCAAUAGCAGUCGCACCAUUGUCUAUAACAUACACAAGACCGACAAUGUGAAUACGGUGAAUGAGUAUCCACCAAAUCAAUCAAAUCAGACGCGUUAUCCACCGCACAGUCCGGCUCAUAGUCCCAACUAUGGCAUGCCUGCAUCGCCGCCAGGCUUCAAUCGUUAUUACUACACGGAGACGGAGACAUCGAAUACAGUCAACACUCUGCAUGGACCACCAAAUGGCCAAGGACCACAGCCGGCGGUUUCGGCUCCUUUGAAACAAUUGCCACCUGUCUCGGCGUAUCCAGCGCAGCCACAGAAUGGUGGACCCGGUUAUCCACCGAAUACCACCAGCUAUUCAUACAAAUACUCAUCUACGAGCAACACAAAUACUACAAACAAUCGUCGUGGUCCUGGUCCAGAUAAUUAUGGCACACCAUCGCCCUUCCCAGUGGAUGGUGUUGAACACUAUCCACCAGUUGGCAAUGCCAAUCCUCCCCAACGUGUGGACGAUCUAAUGCAAUCCUUUGGCACUACUACAGAUCAUGUGGAUCGUGUAGAUAUUGAGACUCCGGUACGGAAGCGUGAAAUUGAAACCGCUGUGGCCUCGCCCAACCAGCAACAUGUUCCAUCUGUAAACAAGGCCGGCAAAGAGGUCUACUAUCCACCUGGCCAUGAGACCAUUAUGUUGAAGCGCGAGGAAAUGCAUGCGGGUUCGGCCUCAGGCGGUCGUUGGGCCAAGGGCUCUGGAAUGUAUGAGUACGAAUCGGGUUCCAAGUCCAAGACGAAAACCAAAUCUGGUGGAGCUGUGGUGCCCGUAUGUCUGCCCCUCUGCUGUGCAAUGCCUUGCACUAUUAUGUAAGGAAUUCGUUUCGGGGAUUCUUCGAAUAUAUUAAACUUGUAUAUAGGUUUCUAAUAUCUGCUAAAUCCUGCCCCCGACACCCCUCUCUCUCAAGAGAAAGCUAAUUAACACUCCUGGGUUUGCUCUAAUUGUUGUAAUUUUGUUGUCCAAAAUUUAUAUUUUUUUUGUGUAUUGCUAACGUGGAUAUAUAUAUCUUUGUUUGCAAAAGUCUUUUCAAAUUGUCAAUUAGCUAUUUGUAUAUACAUCUAUAUAUAUAUAUUUAAAAAUUGUUGGAUUUGGUUUUGCUCAAAAAACAAAAAAAAAAAUAUUGUUUAUAACUUUGCUCAAGGCAUUUACCUAUGUGAAAAAAAGCUCCUAAAAUUUUAAGUUUUGACUUUCUAUACUAAUAAAUGAGCCAAGGAAUUUAAUUCCCCAAAAAUAAAUUACGAGUUCUCCCCUAGCCCACUAACCUGAGGUUAACCAACUACUUAGUCGACGUCGUUACGAAAAAAAAACCAGCCAUAAUUACUAUCUAAAUCGAAUACAUAAUAUUAAAAAUAAAAAAUGGUAAAAAAAAAGAAAUAAUAACCUGAAUAAUAAAUCGAAAUCUAACAAACGAA
Molecule: messenger RNA, 2754 nt
Organism: Drosophila willistoni
Lineage: Eukaryota; Metazoa; Arthropoda; Insecta; Diptera; Drosophilidae
Product: mucin-5AC
Exons: 7
Coding region: 278-2155 (625 amino acids)
Source: RefSeq, a predicted model, not a curated record